AUCGAUGCGAGGCAUGAGAAUGCCUCUCCAAUGUUUACUGCUGUCGGGAUUGGAGGACUGAUCGGCUCUGGAACAUUCCCUCUUAGCUCACUCUGUUUAUUUGCUUCCUGGUCGGACAUUGAUGUCGAAGCUAAGCCUCUGGAUAAUCGGAUUCGUGUUCUGCUCGUUCUUUUUCAGCUGUGUUGUAUGCCGUCUGGCGAUCGGAGUGAGCUACUGGAACAUACGAUUCCAAAUAAAGAGGCUCGCGUCCUCCAGCUCAUUUCCGUCGUUUUCAUUUCACACUGGGGUUCAUGCAGUGUGUCCACGCGCCCUGGAUAGCGAUCAAGCUUGGGGUUGGAUUGAUUCGUGGGAAGCGGUGAACGAAC
Messenger RNA from Suillus subalutaceus, 365 nucleotides. RefSeq lists its product as uncharacterized. Bases 31 to 318 code for a protein of 95 amino acids. The transcript is spliced from 4 exons. Lineage: Eukaryota; Fungi; Basidiomycota; Agaricomycetes; Boletales; Suillaceae. The record is from RefSeq and is a predicted model, not a curated record.